AUGGUAACAAGGGUGAUCAAACCUAGUACAAUGUCUUCAGCCAUAGGUGAUCACUUCAUAUCAUUGGCAAAUCCAGAACCAUGGGUUUCUCAAACAACGGUGGUAAUAACAGGUUUACUGUUGAUGCUCACAACUUGUCUUGUUUGGUUCAAUCAAACUGUACGCUCCCUAACUCUAUUCUGCUGGGCUUGUUUCUUCAAACCGUUUGCAAAGAAUGAUCAUGGAAAUUCUCACCAAUCUGCUCUGGAAUCUUUUUAUCGCAGUCAAGCUUCCAUAUACGACUCUUCGAGAGGGGUGCUUCUGAAAGGAAGAGAAAAGGCAUUGCAAUUGGCAGCCUCCCACUUAAAAAAAUCCAGCAAACUUGUUUGGAUUGAUGUUGGUGGUGGUACUGGAUAUAACGUUGAAAUAAUGAACUCUCUUUUGCCGAUUACGUCAAAGUUCGAAAAGGUCAUUGUGGUUGACUUGUCAAUUUCACUUUGCGAAGUUGCUAAGCAAAGAUUUGAAAAGCUUGGAUUCAACAACGUUGAAGUGUUAGUUGCAGAUGCAUGUGACUUUCUGGUCCCUGAAAAAUACAUGGGGAAUGUAGAUUUGAUUACGUUUUCUUACUCCUUGUCAAUGAUUCCCCCAUUCCACGCUGCCGUUGAUCACAUCUUGCCAAUGUUGAAUAAAGAGAUAGGUAUCAUUUGUUCGGUGGACUUUGGGGUACAAACUUCUGCCACAAGUAUUGGAAGAACCAACACUCUGGGUGGCUCAGUUAAUAGACACGUUCCUUGGGUUUUCAGAACAUUCUGGAGAGCUUGGUUUGAAUUGGAUAGAGUAUUCUUGGACCCUGCCAGAAGAGACUACUUGGAGUAUAAAUUUGGUACGAUCAAAUCCCUUAACUGCUCAAAUCGCCUCCUGGGAAACAUUCCCUAUUAUAUUUGGAUUGGCUGCGAUAAGGACAGAUCGUCCUUACUGUUGCACCGUCUUAAUGCAAUGGCAACUGAAUCGCCAUACCUGGCUCCUGCCUCAUCAGUUCCUGUGAAAAGUAAAGGUUACGAAAGAGCUUUGGAGAAUAAUAAGAAACAUCUACCUUACCCUUCAAUUUAUUAUCAAAGGGAGGUUUGGAGAGUUUAUUAUGAGGAAAGUAACCCACAAUAUGCUCAAUUCAAUGACCAAUACAUUUAUGCUUUCACAUGGGAAGAUCCUCGUGAAGAUAUCAAGAUACUAAAUCUGAAGCCAUCUGAUGUUGUUCUGGCAAUAACGUCAGCUGGUGACAAUUUGCUAUCCUAUGCUUCCAUCGAGAAGCCUCCUCGCCGAAUUCAUGGCGUCGACUUGAACCCAGCACAGAAUCACCUCUGUGAACUCAAGCUAGCAAGUCUGAGAUGUCUAAAAUACGAGGAAGUCUGGAAAUUAUUUGGUCUUGGAAAGGUUGAAAACUUCGAAGAGUUAUUGUUCAGCAAGCUGGCACCUCAACUAUCAUCCAAUUCUUUUCAAUACUGGGCCAAGCAUGGACCUCAAAUCUUUGAUAUAAAAGGUAAAGGCCUCUAUGAUACCGGAUUUACAAGAUGGGCCUUAAGACUUGCCAAGUAUGUCUUCAAAAUUGCUGGUGUAUCUGACACCAUCGAAGAACUUUUAACCUGCAAGUCAAUGGAAGAGCAAAAGUUUUUGUGGGAAUCCAAGAUUAAGCCAGCUAUCUUCAACCCCAUAGUCAGUAAGAUGCUAGUAGGAAACCCUAUUUUCUUGUGGAAAGCCUUAGGUGUGCCACCUAACCAGGCCAAAAUGAUGAAUUCUUCCAUUCUUACCUAUGUGGUGGACACGUUGGAUCCUAUUGUUGGUCGUUCGUUGAUAUCGAAAGAUAAUUACUUUUACUAUUUGACCCUGCGUGGAAGAUAUUCACCCACUAAUUGUCCUGAUUAUCUGACUAAACAGACUUUCAAAAAAAUGCAUGAAAAAGAGUCUCCAUUGGACAAUAUCAGACUCCACACAGAUACUCUGAAUGAUGUUUUCGAACGUUUAGCAAGCGGAUCUCUUACGGUUGCCAUCAUUAUGGAUCAUAUGGACUGGUUCGAUCCCAAAAAAAAUGAAGCCCAAUCUGAAGUUGAACACCUGAAAAAGUGUCUUUGUAAUGGGGGCCGUGUUCUGUUGAGAUCAAUUUCAAAAGAACCAUGGUAUAUUAAAGUAUUCGAAGAAAACGGGUUCCAUUGCCAAGCUGCUGCUGUUCGUGUAAAAAGGAUGACCAUAGACAGAACGAACAUGUAUGCUUCAGCAUGGGUGUGUACUAAGAUUCCAGCUCGCAGAGUUAGUGAUCUUACUAUAUAG
Molecule: messenger RNA, 2301 nt
Organism: Komagataella phaffii GS115
Lineage: Eukaryota; Fungi; Ascomycota; Pichiomycetes; Pichiales; Pichiaceae
Exons: 1
Coding region: 1-2301 (766 amino acids)
Source: RefSeq, a predicted model, not a curated record